Messenger RNA from Guyanagaster necrorhizus, 1509 nucleotides. RefSeq lists its product as uncharacterized. The transcript has 4 exons. The record is from RefSeq and is a predicted model, not a curated record. The coding region runs from base 424 to 1164 and encodes 246 amino acids. Lineage: Eukaryota; Fungi; Basidiomycota; Agaricomycetes; Agaricales; Physalacriaceae.
AUCGACGCAAAAUUUCCCCUCUUAUUCUCCAUCACUUCUAGGCCCUAACCGACCCAACAAGUUCCUGAAGUUCGAAAAAUUGGCCAACAUUCGGCUCGCAUUUCGCAGUGAUUGCAUCCCCGAAAGGUCUCUUUUUAUCGGGCCGCAAUGGACUGAAGUUCAUCCGAAUACACAUCAGCUAGUAAUAGUACGUCAGCUCCAGAAGGCACUUAGAAUAGAAGACACUCUCGGUCGACCAUUUCUCAUGUCUCAGGGCCAACAGAACCAAGAUGUUGAGGAAAUCGCAUGGGCAAUUCCCCGUUUUAGAUCUCUGUUCCCUUUCCCGAAGCACCCCGGGCGGUUCUGAUCAUAUAUUAAUUGACAUGCUGCUGGGAAUCCCUUCCCCCAGCACCUCAGCACGAGUCUUCGCUCACGACUUGGUGAAUGUCAGUCAUGACCUUGUCAACGUUUCUCUUCCUUCUUCUCGGCGUACAGUUGCAAACCUGCGUAAUAGCUCUGGAUCCCCGCGCUCUGUCGUGGAGUAGAGCGCUCCAUUUCGUCAGUCGACAAGAUUCUGACAUCCCACCGCAAUGCCAGACGCCGUGCUCUGCUGCUAUGGCCUUGGUCAGUGCGAAUUGUUCUCCAUCCGAAUGCUGCACGUCCUCCUUUGAAAACAACUAUGUGGCUUGCAUUGAAUGUGUUGGAACUGCGGCGAACAUUACGGACUAUUCCCAGUAUCAAACGGUUGUGGAUCAGUUGGUAGUCGAAUGCUCCAUUCAGGGUAUAGUAAUACCCGAAGUUACUUUUCCCGGUCAAAAUGCGAACAGGCCAUUGUCUACUUCGGCCAUAGCCUCAUCCACUUCAAACACAGUAUCCGGUACCAGCAGCGGCGGCAGCACGCCAAUUUCACAUUCAACGAUAUCAGAGACGUCGGUUAUCACAGCUACAUCCAGCAUUUCACGAAGCACAAUAACCUCCAGUGUGGGAGCAUCGUCGGCGUCUGUUACCGAGCGUUCGACUGCACCUGCAUCGACAAGCGCCGCAUCUGCAGCUUCAGGAACUGCUUCCGCGGCUUCAGGAACUACUUCUAUGGCUUCAGGAACUGCUAACUCGGCCGUGGCAAUGGAGAGCGAGAUGUUGUGGAUGAUGCCUGCCUUGGUUUCCUUUCUAUAUUCCUUGACGUAAAGCUUUGCUGAUCAGAGAAUCUGGCGUGGAAUGGGGCAGGCCUACGUGUUGAUUAUCGCCGAAGACAAUGAUUAUCAUCUAAUGUGCUAUUCUUCCUAUGCACGCUCUUAGGUAUUAGCAUGGCUUCCAAGUUCAACCAUGGUUACCACGCAGAAUGAAACCACUGGUAUCAGCUGCGGGCGGGGAUGCCGAGUCGUCGAGCUACUUCCUACCGUAAUUCCCGUUGACUCCGUCGUGCAAUCAUUUCUCUGCAAAGUCUACCAUAAAUUGAGCACCCACACGCGAAAGCUUACCGAACAGACUGUAGAUGUGAAGCAGACAUUGAUGCGGCUCGUUUGUACAAAC